This is a messenger RNA of Olea europaea var. sylvestris, 615 nucleotides long. RefSeq lists its product as uncharacterized. The coding region runs from base 1 to 615 and encodes 204 amino acids. The record is from RefSeq and is a predicted model, not a curated record. The transcript has 2 exons. Lineage: Eukaryota; Viridiplantae; Streptophyta; Magnoliopsida; Lamiales; Oleaceae.
AUGGACAUUUGGGAACGCAAGGUGAAUAAAGAUGACUCUCCCUUACUUAAAAAGGUGCUGGAUAUCAGGGAUAGUAUCUUGGGUGAUGAAGGCACACUCCAAGCCAGUAUGGAUAGACUCAUUUGUUGGAUGGAGACUAGGAAUUUUUGCAUCUCAGCUGCCUAUGAUUUCUGUAGGCCGAAUAGUACUAAGGUUGUAUGGAUAGCGAGUGUUUGGAAUGCGCCCAUUACUCAUAAGCAUGCCUUCAUUCUUUGGUUGUCUGUUAAGACCAGAUUGCUUAACAAGAAUAAAAUUAAGUAUUUGGAUUUAGAUUGUAGAUGUGUACUUCAUGGAUUAACGGAGGAGACAGUACGACAUCUAUUUUUCUACUAUCCAUUCAGUAGUUCUGUUUGGGGAAAGAUUCGGAGGUGGUUGGCCAUCACAUGUACAAUGUCCAACUUGUCGAGUGCAGUGAAAUGGAUGAGAAAGGAAGCACGGGGAAUGACUUGGCAAAGCAAAGUUAAGAAAAUUGCACUUGCUACUUCCGUUUACUACAUUUGGAUGGCUAGGAACAAGAAGAUUUUUAAAGAUCUUGAGCCACACGUUGAUUGUGUUGCCCGAUAUACUUAUACAUGA